Messenger RNA from Prosopis cineraria, 1313 nucleotides. RefSeq names its product mannose/glucose-specific lectin-like. The record is from RefSeq and is a predicted model, not a curated record. NCBI's taxonomy places the organism in Eukaryota, Viridiplantae, Streptophyta, Magnoliopsida, Fabales, Fabaceae. The transcript is spliced from 2 exons. Gene Ontology annotation, molecular function: carbohydrate binding. The coding region runs from base 171 to 986 and encodes 271 amino acids.
AAAAGGGAUUGAUGAUUGAGCUCAGUUAAUUCACAUCAAUACUUUUCAACUUCAUCAAAAAAAGAAGUAUGAUAUGGAGGCGUUUCAAUCAUUCAGACAACUUCAUUAGCCCUUCAUUCAUAUAAAGCAAGUUGUUCCUCCUCAACCUCAAAAGCUUCAUAUAAUUAACCAUGGAGACGUCUCAAUACAGGAGAAGAACUCAUAGCCUUCCUGGUUUAGUCAUAACCAAAAUAUUAUUCCUGUUUCUGAUAAUCCCUGGUGCAGCCUCAAUCCAUUUUAACUAUCAGCAGUUUCUUGAGAUGAGUUAUGAGGACUUGAAGUUUGAUGGAGAUGUUUAUCAACAAAAUGGGUUCCUCCAACUCACCAGAUAUAGAAAAGACAGUGCUGGGAGAGUGACAUAUAACAAAUUGUUACAACUUUGGGACAAGGAAACAGGAAAAAUUGCAGACUUCACAACCCAUUUCACUUUCAUCAUUGAUUCACCAGAUGAAAAUCAUCGUGGAGAUGGCAUCACAUUCUUCCUGGCACAUCCAAACUUUUCACUUCCUGUACCUCCAGAUGGCUCUGGGAUUGGUCUUGUGGGUCGAAAACAGGUAAUGGAUGAUCCAAAUUAUACACAAGAGCAUCCAUUUGUAGCAGUUGAGUUUGAUACCUUGCCCAAUGACGACGAUCCGCCUUAUGAUCAUGUCGGUGUCGACAUAAACAAAAUGUGGACACCUUACACAACAGAAUGGUUAAGUAUUAAAGAUGGCAGAAAGUAUGAUGCUGAGAUUACCUACAAUUCUAGCUCAUACCAGUUAAAUGUUUUCUUCACUGGAUAUAAGGAUGGCAUGGCAAUCCAGCAAGAUUAUUCCCAUGGAAUUAAUUUGAGAGAGAUUCUUCCAGAUCAGGUUCAGUUUGGCUUCUCUUCAGCCACGGGACUUCUUUGGGAGAUACAUACACUAUGCUCAUGGUCCUUUGAUUCGAGUCUGCUGGGAGGAAACUAGAGUGCAAGCAAGACAAAGUUAAUCAUUGGAUUAAGUAUAGUAAUUUGUGGGUUAUCGUUAUCAUGGUUUAUGAUAUUGAAGCUGAAGUGAAGAAGUAAGGAAGAUUCACUUUUGAAAGAAGCAUUGAACAAAAUAAAUCUUCCUUCAGUGAAAUAAAUCUUCCUGUAGAGAAACAAGUCUAUAAGUGAAUCAGUUUAUUUAAGUAACUCUGUCUUACUUGGAUAGGUAGCAGAAAUCUUUCACAGGAAUAUGUCAUCUUCCUAAAGUAAGAAACUUUAUGCUAUUAAUGUCUGUGCUUCUAUGGAAUCUAGUCAAAUCUUAUGAAGA